This is a messenger RNA of Anarrhichthys ocellatus (wolf-eel), 2272 nucleotides long. Its product is annotated as serine/threonine-protein phosphatase 4 regulatory subunit 2-like. The transcript has 9 exons. The record is from RefSeq and is a predicted model, not a curated record. The coding region runs from base 71 to 1375 and encodes 434 amino acids. NCBI's taxonomy places the organism in Eukaryota, Metazoa, Chordata, Actinopteri, Perciformes, Anarhichadidae. Gene Ontology annotation, cellular component: cytoplasm; protein phosphatase 4 complex; nucleus. Gene Ontology annotation, molecular function: protein phosphatase regulator activity.
UGUUGGGUUGCUACAUGCUACAUGCUAACUAGCGAGCAAGCUGUUUCCUGCCCUGUGACUGGACACAGCUAUGGACAUCGACGCGUUACUGGAGGCGUUUCAAGAUUUUGAGAAGACAGGCAAGAAAGAGACCUGUCCUGAACUAGAGCAAUUCUUGUGUCAUGUUGCCAAGACAGGCCUGCCAAUACUUGCAUUUCCAAUAUCUUCCAGGAUCUCGUGGUCACAGUUGAAGACAUACUUUGUGUUUAAGUUGGAAAAAGUCAUGGAUGAUUUCCACGCUUCAACACCAGAACAGAGAGCGACACAUAAUCCCAAUGUGGAGUAUGUUCCCUUCGAGGAGAUGAAGACGAGGAUCUUAAAAAUAGUGGAUGGUUACGAUGGAAUCCCAUUCACCAUCCAGCGUCUAUGUGAACUCCUCACGGACCCCAAGCGCAACUACACAGGAACAGAUAAGUUUCUCAUGGGUUUAGAGAAGAAUGUAAUGGUGGUCAGCUGUGUGUACCCCACGUCAGAGAAAAAUGGGGCAUCCAGUGUAAACAGAAUGAAUGGAGUGAUGUUUCCUGGUAACUCUUCUCUAUAUUCAGACAGCCGAAAUGCAAAUGGACCCGACACACCAAAACCGCUCAACAGACCGAAGUUGUCAUUGUCAGCUUCGCUUUCCACCAACGGGCUCCCUGACUGCGCAGUCCGUAAAGAUCCAGAGCCAAUCACAGAGGAGGUGGAGGAGCACCAUAUCGGUGAUUCCUCGCCAGCAGAGGGUGAAAUUACUCCAAACAGCGGGAUAAAGAACAAACACCCUGCAGAGGAAGAGGAGGAUUCUGAGACUGGCAAGCACGAGGUCAAGAGGCUCAAGUUUGACGAGAAAGAAGAGGAUGACACAGGAAGUGAAGAAAAUGAGUCGUCUUGUAGUAAAGGGUCAGAGAGCUCGCCAGAGACGCCGCGGUCUUCAGAAGACUCUUGUGGUCAAGAGUACAAAGGCGGAGCCACUGGUGACGCACGUUCUGCUGCAGAGGAUCAUGAGCUUAGUCGCACACAGACGGAACCAUCUGAAAGGGAUGAGGACUUGUCUGAGCGGGGGGAUGUCCAGAGUCUGGAGAAGGACAGCACUGUGGAUCAAGCUGAGCAGCCUGCUCCAUCAGAGAAGAGUACAAGCGUUGAGCAGGAGAACGGGGAGAGCAGCAGCAGCAGCAGCAGCAGCAGCAGCAGCAGCAGCAGCAGCAGUGACGGAGAAGGCCUACCCAGCGACAAGCAGAUCCCCUCUACUGGUAGUUCACAUGACUUGUCAACAGAGGGCGACGCUGACACUUCAAACAGCACAAAGACUGCGCUAGAGCCUGGGGAACAUGACUAUCUUGAAGCCCAGUCUGCAAACUGAUUUUAGUUUUUUACACUGUAUGAUACCAUAUUGAGGGUAGAUCUGUAGCACUGUGGACCUCUGGACUUCAGGACCAGGAGCGAUGUGAACCUUGAGAUUCCUCACAGGAGGAUCUUUUGUCCUCUUCAAUUUCAACUCAACUCCACACAUCACCUGGUCUAAACUGGAAGGAAAAGAUUCAAAGAUUAUGGAGACUCAGCUUUUUACACUGUUUUUCUAAACAUUUUUCUAACCUUUUUUUUUCCAGAUUUUUAUAUGAACGUUAUAAUUUAACCUUGAUAACUUGAUAACUGAUGUAUUCAGUAAUUUCCUUAUUCUUAAGUCAUUUGGCAUGCAUUUCCCAAAAGAUACACUUGACAGUUUGAGUUGUUUUGACCCAAGCGUAGUUGCUUUUACCAUUUUCUGAUGAUUGUGCUUCUCUCCUGUUGAAUGAGGACACAUUCCAAUAAGAAUGUGAAGACACUUCUGUUGGACAUAGCUUAUAAUGUAUUUCUUAUAAACAUACUGCACUUGUUUGCAUUUAACCCUUUGAAGGAUGUGGAAUAUGUCCACGUUUUGCUUUGUCACUGUAUGAAGCCAAUAUUAACACACAUUAUUGCCAGUAGUAACCAGUUUGGUUGAAUUGAAUAUUAGUUUGGCUCACUGGAAGCCAUUUCUGCAUCAAAAUCUGUCAAAAGAACACAAGGUACUUUUACACUUUCUGUAUGUCAUACCUUAGUUGUACAAAUGUCCCUUUUUGAUAGCUUGAAUUUUUACAGUACGCAUCUGUAAAUCGGUUUUUGUAGACUUGUAAUACUUGUCCACUGCCUUCAUAGAACUGAUAAUAGCUGGAAACUGAAUGCUUGAGCUUGUAUCCUAGUAUUCAUGGAAAGCAAUAAAUGCUGAAAAUGUAAAGUG